AUGGCUCCCGACAAAGCCAGCCGAUCACCUUGCCCGGUUCUCAACGCUCUCGCCAAUCACGGAUACCUGCCUCGAGAUGGCAUGGACAUCACCAUGGACCAGCUCAAGUUCGCCUUUAGCAAAGCGCUCAAUAUCGACGAGAAAGUCACAGUCUCCCUCAGUACACCCGCUCUCACAACUUCGACCACAGGCAACGCGAGUACCGUCAACCUGGCGGACAUGGCCAAGCAUAACGUCAUCGAGCACGACGGAAGUUUAUCUCGUGCGGAUCAGGCUGUUACAGGUAACGCCAACAAGUUCGACGCUACGGUCUGGAACCAAGUCAAGGCUCAAUUCACCGGUCCGACAAUCGACAUCAAGACGAUGGCGAAAGCCCGGAGUAUCAGAAUCAGCGCCGCGAUGGCGGAAAACCCUCAGUUCAACCUGACGCCGGCACAAGUCAAGACUUCCUUUGCUGAGUCUGCCUUUAUCCUGGGUGUCAUGGCUGGCGACUUUAAGGCUCCGAUGGCCCCGACACAAUUCAUGAACAUUAUCUUCGAGCAGGAGCGCUUCCCGUUCAACGAGGGAUUCAAGACAUCGGCCACCAAGGUUACGGGGGAUCAGGUUGAUGCCUUGGGUGCGGCUAUCAUGAAGGCCACUGCAUGA
Molecule: messenger RNA, 645 nt
Organism: Colletotrichum godetiae
Lineage: Eukaryota; Fungi; Ascomycota; Sordariomycetes; Glomerellales; Glomerellaceae
Product: Chloroperoxidase
Exons: 1
Coding region: 1-645 (214 amino acids)
Molecular function (GO): peroxidase activity
Source: RefSeq, a predicted model, not a curated record